Messenger RNA from Leptonychotes weddellii (Weddell seal), 2345 nucleotides. RefSeq names its product DNA replication and sister chromatid cohesion 1 (gene DSCC1). Gene Ontology annotation, biological process: mitotic sister chromatid cohesion; maintenance of mitotic sister chromatid cohesion. The record is from RefSeq and is a predicted model, not a curated record. Lineage: Eukaryota; Metazoa; Chordata; Mammalia; Carnivora; Phocidae. Gene Ontology annotation, cellular component: chromatin; chromosome, centromeric region; Ctf18 RFC-like complex.
ACGCCCCCCGCCGCCUUGGCGCGCUUUUGACAGUGUCUUCCCUUUCUCCUUGUACUUUUCGCAGGGUCCGGGUUGCUCGUCGAGCUCCGUUCUCUCUCAUUAGCCCUGCGGGGCCCCCCUCCGGGCGUAGCGAUGAGGCGGACCCGCGCGGAGGUGGACGCGACGCUCCAGAUCGCCAAGCUGAAUGCGGCCGAGCUGCUGCCGGUGGUGCACUGCCUGGGCUUCGGCCCCGGGGCCGGCGCCGCUGCCGGCGACUUCUGCCUGCUGGAGCUGGAGCCCGCGCUGUGCCAGCAGCUGGAGGCCGGGCACAGUCUUGUGAUUCGGGGUGAUAAAGAUGAGCAGGCUGUGCUGUGCAAUAAAGACAAAACGUAUGACUUGAGAACAGCAGACACUUCCAAUAUGUUGCUUUUUAUUCCUGGUUGUAAAACUCCCGACCAGCUGAAGAUGGAGGAAACACAUUGUAACAUUAUUCACACUGAGAUCUUUGGUUUUUCUAAUAAUUAUUGGGAAUUAAGAAGAUGCAGACCUAAAUUAAAGAAGCUAAAGAAACUUUUGAUGGAAAAUACCUAUGAAGGACCCGACAGUCAAAAAGAAAAGGAUUCAAAUCAUUCAAAAUAUACAACUGAAGAUUUGCUUGAUCAAAUUCAGGCAAGCGAGGAAGAAAUAAUGGUCCAGUUACAAGUUCUAAAUGCCUGUGAGAUUGAAGGUUAUUGGAGGAUUCUUGAAUUUGAUUAUGAGAUGAAACUUCUAAAUCACGUAACUCAGCUUGUGGAUUCUGAAUCUUGGUCUUUUGAUAAAGUUCCUUUGAAUACUUGCCUUCAGGAACUUGGACCACUGGAGCCAGAGGAAAUGAUUGCACACUGUCUUAAAUGUUAUGGAAAGAAAUAUGUAGAGGAAGGUGAAGUUUAUUUUGCACUGAGUGCUGAUAAAAUAUGCAGAGCAACAGCACAGAUGCUCCUUCAGAAUGCAGUGAAAUUUAACCUCGCUGAGUUUCAAGAAGUGUGGCAACAGAGUGUUCCCGAAGGAAUGAUAACUAGUCUUGAUCAGCUUAAGGGGUUAGCCUUGGUGGAUAGACACUCAAGACCAGAAAUCAUAUUUUUGCUAAAAGUAGAUGAUUUGCCUGAGGAUAAUCAAGAACGUUUUAACAGUCUAUUCUCUCUAAGGGAAAAGUGGACAGAAGAAGACAUUGCUCCAUAUAUUCAAGAUUUGUGUGGAGAGAAGCAAACCAUAGGUGCAUUACUCACUAAAUAUUCUCGCUCUUCAAUACAAAAUGGUGUUAAAGUUUACAAUUCCAGAAGACCCAUUUCUUAAAAGAACAACAGUCUGUUCUUUGGGACUAAAGUUGCUUCAUAAAGUUGAUGGUUAUAAGAAAAAGAUUAUUGCAUAUAUUUGUAUUCCAGCUUUUAAGAAACAUGCUUUGAAACAUUUUUCUCCUAAUCCUAAGCAUUUUGAAACUACUGCUCUUUUUCCCUUAAAUGUAAUAGGAUAUUUCUAUAUCUUUCAAUUUAUUUUUUCAUUACGCAUACAGUGUAAACAAGGACAAAAGAAAGUUAUUCCCUAUAUUUAGUAUAUCUCGAGUCUAUGUGGUUUUAUUUACAGAAAAGUGUUGCCUUUUUUAUAUUUAAAAUUGCAUUCCUUUAAUUAGGAUUUGACGUUCUAAUCAUUAACAAAUUUAAAGGCUUUUUCAGAGAACUAAAUAGUAAUAGUUUCCUAGAAGAGUAAUUAUUUAUUCACUUAAAUGUCAUUUCUCAAGUGAUUUCCCCUCUAUUUUCAACAUUCCACCAAGACAGGGAGUCACUAGAUCCUCUGUUACCUAACUUAGUCAUUUGCAUUGAUGAAAUUGGCUUGGUAAUAGCUGCUAUGUUGCCUGGCUGAUGUCCAUGUGCACUUUGGGGUGAAAUGGAUUUGAUCCUCAAUCGUACGUGAAGAAUACUAAUAGAGCAAUUUAUAAUCCCAUAAUGGAGAAAACUGACACGGGUAGUACUGGAAAACUGCAAGUAAUGUCUGAUGGGUUUUGGAAUGCUUGAUAAAGUUCCUUUAUAGCUUUAUUUUCCUGAUUUGUAUUCAUUUAGACCAAAGGUCAGAUUAAUUUUAACUUAGCUAAUAAACCUGUCACCAGGACAGUUUGAGGGCUUAGGCCAAAGAUAAAUCUGAUCCAAGGUAGAAAAAAUGUUAAUGCAUAAUCCACAAUUACCUAACCCAAGAUUUAACUGUUAUUGAAAUUUACAACUGUUUUAUUCUCUUGUACAUGAACUGCAAAUGUCGAUGGCUUCAAAAUAUUUGUCUUUUCGGGCGCCUGGGUGGCUCAGUUGGUUAAGCGACUGCCUUCGGCUCAGGUCGUGAUC